AUGACAGAUAUCCCAACCUUCCGCAGUCUCUCCCUCGAGAGACAUGGGAAUGUAUUCGUCCUAACCAUGCAGAAACCCCCUGAGAACCGAUUGAACUCAUCAUACUGCCAGGAGAUGAUCCGGGCCUAUCGCACCGUAGAAAGAAUCCUAGGAUCCAACUCAGAAGGGGCCGUAAUCACACGGGGAAAUGAUGCUAAAUUCUGGUGCACUGGACUGGAGCUGGACGAAAUAGAUAAGAACCCAUUUGCCAAUACAGACGGAUUCUAUCCAGUGAGAACAGCCCUUGCACCGGCUUUGACGACAGACCUCAUCCAUACAAUCCUCGACUUCCCGUUUCCAACAAUCGCUCUUUUAACCGGGCACACCUUCGGCGGCGCAUGCCCACUCGCACUAGCACACGACUACCGAGUCAUGAACUCCCGCCGCGGCUUUAUCUCUAUGCCUCCUGUGAACCUGGGGCUGCACUUCGACGGGAUCGGCUCGCUCCCUCGACUAAAGCUACGUCCGAAGGUUGCCCGCAAGAUGCUGCUUGAGGCGCACAAGUGGACUGGACCUGAAGCGCUCGAGGAUGGGAUUGUGGAUGCUGUCGCCGAGCCAGAGGAGAUGUUGAAUGUCGCUUUGGAAUUGGGGGCGAAAUGGGCGCCUAAAGCGAAGAUGGGGGUGUAUGCUUUGCUUCGUCAGGAGCUCUGGGGAGAUGCUAUCAAGAAUUUUCAGCGUAUUAGUUAUGUCCAUAGUCGGGUGACUUCGGCGCCUGCGAAGGUCAAGAUUUGA
Molecule: messenger RNA, 771 nt
Organism: Penicillium griseofulvum
Lineage: Eukaryota; Fungi; Ascomycota; Eurotiomycetes; Eurotiales; Aspergillaceae
Product: enoyl-CoA hydratase/isomerase family protein
Exons: 4
Coding region: 1-771 (256 amino acids)
Biological process (GO): fatty acid beta-oxidation
Cellular component (GO): peroxisome
Molecular function (GO): delta(3)-delta(2)-enoyl-CoA isomerase activity; enoyl-CoA hydratase activity
Source: RefSeq, a predicted model, not a curated record